This is a messenger RNA of Impatiens glandulifera, 921 nucleotides long. RefSeq lists its product as uncharacterized. Lineage: Eukaryota; Viridiplantae; Streptophyta; Magnoliopsida; Ericales; Balsaminaceae. Gene Ontology annotation, molecular function: zinc ion binding; nucleic acid binding. The coding region runs from base 1 to 921 and encodes 306 amino acids. The record is from RefSeq and is a predicted model, not a curated record. The transcript has 2 exons.
AUGUCGUUACUUCUCUGGACAGUUUCGCCAGAGUUGAUUCAAACUCUUGGAAGCAAAAAGACGGUCAAGGAAGCAUGGGACACAUUAAUAAUCAUGCGGGCUGAAGUUGAACUUGUCCAAGAAUCCAAAGUGCAAACACGAUGGACGGAGUUUGAAAACCUCACAUUUAAAGACGACAAAGGGGUGGAGGCUUUCAACAUUCGACUUGCGGUGAUCGUCAACGAGCUCGAGGUGUUGGACGAUCCAAUGUCCGAGCACAAGGUAGUGCUCAAAUUCUUUCAAGAGGAAUGGCGGUCUCGGAAACGACAACGUGAGCAACGCAAAGACACAUUCAACAUCGGUAACAAGAAAGGUGAAAACAGUGAACAAAAAAACGAAAGUUAUAAGUACUGUGGCAUCCCUGGUCAUUGGGCUAAUGAGUGUCGUAAGGCGAAGCGAGAUUGGGAGCAGCAAGAGCAAUCGAAUCUUGCAAAAGAAAAUUCCAAGGAAGAUGAAAGUUUGAUGCUACUGAUGACACAGAUUUGUACCACACCAACAGCCGACAACGACAUACAAGAGGUAUUUUUAAAUGAAGAAAAGGUUGUACCUAGGGAUACCACUAACAAUGUGUGGUACCUGGACACCGGAGCUAGUAGUCACAUAACGGGUGACAAGAAGAUGUUCACAAUGCUUGACAAAACUGUAAAGGGUAAAGUACGGUUCAUCGACAAUUAUGUGGUAAAUAUAUGCGAAAAGGGCAUGGUGAUGAUUGAAUGUGUCAUUGGCGACCAUCAUAUUAUAUUUGAUGUGUUCUAUAUCCCAAGCCUAAAUAGUAAUCUCCUCUCACUUGGUCAACUUGACGAAAAUGGUUGCAAGAUCGUCAUCGAAAAUGGGGUACUUUGCAUCUCUGAUCACUCAUGCAAAAUAAUCGCUCGGGUUUAG